UUAUUCAGAUGAAAUCAAUUUUAUUCAUAGUUAGUGUUUAUGUAUGUGUUUAUCGUGUAUUUGUUGAUUAUUUAUUUUGGAAUAUAAUUUCAAAAACAAAAAAAACUUAAAACAAUGUCACAAUUUAUAAAAUGGCCAAAUACAUUCUGUAGGGCAAUAAUAUUUUUUCAAUUCAUUCGAUUUAUUCAAGCUGAUUGGGAAUCAUGGUGGACAUAUGAAGGAAUUUCCGGACCGGAUUUUUGGGGCCGUCUAAAUCCACGAUGGUCACAUUGUAGUAAAGGUCAACGACAAUCACCAAUCGAUAUUGAUACAUCGACAUUAUUAUAUGAUCCAUAUUUAGAACCAAUUAAAAUUAAUGGUGAUUAUGUACGUGGACAAUUAGUUAAUACUGGUCGUGGUAUUUCAUUAUUAGUUGAUCGAUCAACAACAUCAAGCGGUGAUAAACAUGUUACAAUAAGUGAUGGACCAUUCAGUUAUCAAUAUACUGUAUCAAAUAUAACAUUACAUUUUGGCCGUGAAAAUGAUCGUGGUUCAGAACAUACUAUUGAUGGUCGACGUUUUCCCGGUGAAUUACAAUUAUAUGCAUAUAAUUCACAAUUAUAUUCAAAUUGGUCGGAAGCAAAACGUGAACCAAAUGGUUUAGUUGCAAUAUCAAUAUUUAUUAUGGUCAGUGGACAUCCUGGUCAGGUGGUUACAUUAAAUCAACAGCAACCAAAUGCAGCAUUAAAACAGAUAACUGGUCUAUUAAAAAAUAUAACCAAACGUGGCUUAAGCUAUACAAUUGAAUCAUUGAGUAUAAUGGAUCUAUUACCAUCAUCAUGGAAACAUUAUGUUACAUAUGAAGGUUCAUUAACACAACCAUCAUGCCAUGAAACAGUACAAUGGGUUAUAUUAAAUCGACCAAUUUAUUUAUCAUCAUAUCAAUUUCAUAUGUUACGACAUUCAUUAAAAGGUGAUGGUCAUCAGGAUAAUUUUCGUCCAACACAACCACGUAAUAAACGAUCGAUACGUUGCAAUAUUGUUUAUGAAAAUUUGGGUAAUAGUGAUCGUAAUGUUGUUGAUGAACAACAUCAUUCAUCAAAUACAUUAAUGUCAACUAUUCAACAGGAUGAUGAAAAAUUAUAUUUAAACAAUGAAAAUUUAAAUCGUAUUGAACGAAUGGUUAAUGAUUAUAUGGAUAAUGGAAUAAAUAAUAAUAAUAAUAAUGACGAAAGAUUGAACCUUGAUUUUAAUCAUCAUAAAUCACAAAAAACAAUUAAAUUAAAACAAAAUACUUUUGUCAAACGUGAUUUGGAUUAUGAUGAUGCUGAUGAUGAUGAUGAUGAUACCGGCAUUGUUAAUGAAUAUAAUGUACAAAAAUUAGCAACAUUAUCAUCAAUGACAAAAGAUUCAAAU
Dermatophagoides pteronyssinus (European house dust mite) is the source of this 1395-nucleotide messenger RNA. RefSeq names its product carbonic anhydrase-related protein 10-like. Lineage: Eukaryota; Metazoa; Arthropoda; Arachnida; Sarcoptiformes; Pyroglyphidae. Gene Ontology annotation, molecular function: zinc ion binding; carbonate dehydratase activity. The record is from RefSeq and is a predicted model, not a curated record. Gene Ontology annotation, biological process: one-carbon metabolic process.